This is a messenger RNA of Rhopilema esculentum, 3768 nucleotides long. Lineage: Eukaryota; Metazoa; Cnidaria; Scyphozoa; Rhizostomeae; Rhizostomatidae. The record is from RefSeq and is a predicted model, not a curated record.
GCUACUUUUGCAUUGCAAAUGAUGCACUCAAACAAUAGAUGAACCAGUAGGGUCUCAAAAACGAUACCAAAGCAGCCCGAUAAUGUUAUUAGAUUGUCACUCCUUUUUUCCAUAAUUUAUGCAGUAGGGUAAGCAGUAGAGAUGACAAAGGAAGCAAGUAGGAUAAUUUCCUUUUUAAUCAACUCAUUUCUUGUAUUAGGUUUGGCAUACCUAGGGUUGCUGAUAGAGAAAAUGUUUGCGACCAGUCUUUCCUUCAAGCUGCUGUCAAGUUUGUUGUUUGCAGAAGAGAGACAGUUGGAGACUACGAUUGACAUGUUGAUAACAAGAGUACAGGAUUUGAAGACAACAUUAACUUCUUUUCUUUUCAAAUUGGAACAUGAAAAUCCAAAUUGGCCUCAAAUGCUGGAUAGCUUUGCUGUACUUUCAGGUCAGAUCAACACACUGAAUAAGAUGAUAAAAGGUGAGCGAAUCCCGAUUCUGAGAAAUUUGGUCUUGUUUCCAAUAAUGGUUUCCUUGGACAGAGAUGAAUCUUUGGAGAAAGGCACUGAAGGUAGAAUCCAAUCAUUUAGUCACGAAGUUGUCCCCGAUGCUCUGAGGACCAAGUACGAGCCUGAUGUUGAAAAGGAAGAGGCGCGGUUUGCGAAGAACGCUGCCGAUCUCAGCCCAGAAGAAGCACAGCGUCAGAUCUCCACUCUGAAUGAACUGACGUCACACAUUGUUGACAUGAUUUCCACAGCUAGAGAAGAAUGGGAUUCUGAAAACACAUCCAAAAAGAUAGCAAUAACGCCAUCUGCAAAUGAUACGAAUAUUCUUCUAAAUGCCAUUUCUAGCGGAACAGGUCUAAGAAGAAGGCCGUCCGUUUCAGUUGAGUCAGGACCCACCUCAGAUCAGAAGGCAAAUACUGCCGCAUUGCACAACAAAGCUCAGAGUUCUAUGAAGGCGAAUGUUCGCAGUCAUCCUUAUGCAGGACAUCAAGCACCGCGGGGCCAGCAGAAGUGAGCACAAGCAACAACCAUUGGCCACUUUUUUACAAGAGCAUUCGUGUCAGGGAUAUCCAUGCUGGUUAGUGACCACAGAGGUUUUAUCUGAAUGCGAAUAUAUGACCUUAAAGCAAAAAACUUAUUCAAAUGACUAUUAUCAUAAACAAAGAUUCUUGAGCGGAUGUUACUGAAUGUUGCUCACAAAGUAAAGUGAUGCUGAGACAGUUGGACUAGUCAGAACUGUUCGCUGUUCCAAUCUCCUUCAGGAAUUUCAGACAUCUUCAGUGACAAAUUUCAGCUGAUACAUCUUGCAUUGUAUCUCUAGCAAUAUAUUUGGUAGCAAUAAAAGUUUGAUAUUUAAGUCUAAAGCGUGUUUAAUACCUGAGCUGCUCAGUUCUGUGUCUUUACUCGCCUUUGCCAGCAAUAUAUUGGCAUCUACCCUGUCUCAGUUUGGCACAAUGGAGAACUCGUCAUACGUUGCCAUAAGAAUGGUAAACCCUGUGGAAUGUGCCAUUGAAGAGUUUAACAGACCUAAAAGAAACCAAGCUCCCGAGGAGUACCGUUUAGUUGUGCCUACCGGAACUAAAAGUUCCUCCAAGUUUGUCUUAAAAGAGCGUUUUUCUUUGUGCCUUUGGUUCAUUACUACUGUGAGCGCCAUCUCUUCGUGGUUUUCGUUCCCAACUUUGACACUAAAACUAAAUCAGUACUACGAUAAGUCGUUCUUAGAGAUAUCAGUUAUAUUUUGGAUAUCGCCGCUGUUCAUGGCAGCCAUGCUUCCUCUUACAUCACUGUUUACACGGAAAAGCUCAUUACCAGCAUUGAUGGUAUCAGCAUUCGCUAACGCAUUGGGGUGUGCAGUCAAAUGCAAAGGAACCUCACCAAGCGGUUAUUCCAUCAUUUUCGGUGGACAAAUGCUGAUCGCCUGCGCAGUUCCAUGGUCCUUUGGAUUUCUCUUCGCAGGCAGAAAGGAGAAUCAAAGCAAAGCUCUGUUUCCUUUGGGUUUAUUGGCUUUAACAUUAGGCUGCGUAUUUGGUUGCGUAGUGCCCGUCGUCCUGCUUUUAGAUGGUGAAUCAAUGAAAGAAACAGGAUCAAAGUUGCACGCAUAUUUCUUAUGGGACGCAGUUAUUUCAACUCUUAUUUUUGCACUCAUUCCAUUCGCUCUGAAAGAACGAAAGAAACUCCCUGAUUCAGAUUAUCGAGCCUUUGUUAUUCCACCAAAUGAUGCUGAGCAGGGGUACGAGGCUGCCCAUGGACAUGUCACCAUAGAUAUAGGCGGUGCAGGCAAUAUUUCCUCUAGUAAUAUUAUACAUUGGGCCUUGCACUUUAAAGAAACUCUUUUAACGCGAAAAAUGGUAUCGUGCGGGCUGAAUUAUGCGGUUUUCCUCAGCUUCUUCCUGGUUUCAGUCUUAUGUGUUCAGGACCCUUUCUCGUUAUGGCCUAUUUGCCUACUAGAAUCUGCAGUCGUUGUUACUAUGGUGAUCGCUUUUCUUUUUGGAAGAAUCUUGAAAAAGGAAUGCUCAAAAUGGAUUGCAGGCAUCUGUCAGUUGGCAUUUCUUUCUUCUAUCCUUGCCUUUGCUUAUAUUUUAGAUAGCUCAUCAAGCAAGGGGAAAUACUCCGCCUUUUUCUUUAUGCAUGCCUUUAUCGGACUACAGUUGUUGAUUUCUGCACAAAAGCUUAAACUUUCACCUCAGUCAAAAGAUCAGAUGUUUGCAGCCAUGUUUUUUCUAAGCCUUGCUACUACAAUUGUUUGUUUCUUGUUGUUGGUUUUAUUAUGGAAAGUAGCCGUAUUUGCUUGGGCUAUAGGUGUCUGUAUUGUGUUUAUAAUUUCGUCAAUAUGUUUUUUUCUUUCAUAAUAAUCAACCACACAAAUAAAGCGAUUAUCAAACUAUUGCAAUACUUGGCAAUGUUUCAAAGCAUCAACAAACCGUCAUUCUUAGCUGCACAAUUCUGGCAUCGAUUUUUUUGGCGCUGUAGGAGAGGCUUAAGGGGGGGUAUAUAGGGAAAUGAGAUUUCAGUACUGGGAUUUAGGCAGUUGGAACUGGGAAAUUCAUUCUGGGACAGGAUGCGCAUUGCAUUUAUUGAUUAAGUUAAGUAUAACGUCUAGCCAAUGUUCACUGGGAAAGGGCUUUUACCUAAAAAUGGCUGGGAACUAAGAUCAAGAACCAUAACCUCUCUCCCUUUUUCAGGACCCUCUCAUAGUAUCCUUGCUGCUUAGCAAAAUAUAUUUUGGACGCAGCUAGCAAAAUAUAAUAUGUUUUUGAUAUACCGUGUGGUUAUUACAAAAAUUCAGAUUUUAAAUGUUAAGUCUAAGUGGAGUGAAUUUACAUGAUAGUUCAGGAAUCAGGUUGAGCAAGAUUUAGACUUCCCAGUUCAGUUUCUACAUCCGAUCUUAAUUUCAAUGGAAAACUUUCAAGAUAUUUGUUCUCUUCCGUUGAAAUCUUCUAAGAAUAAAUAACUGGAAUAAAGCAAUCUUUCAUUCAUUCGUCUUCAUAUUUCCGUUUUUCAUAUUCACGUACCUUUGUGGAGUUUGUGGAUUGUUUCAUUAGAUAGUGUUGUUUUAUUGAAUAUUCUGUUGAUUUUAGUGAAUAAAAUAAUUUUAAAUUAUAGUAGAAAUAUUCUUCGCCCCGCAAAAGCAUAUAAUUGAAAUUUUGGUUAGUAAUUAAUUACACUUGGGAAGAGCAUUGACUAAUCCUUUUUAGCCAGUCAUAGCAAGAUCUAUUUACUCUCUUUGUAGAAUCAUUACCUAUCUUUGGAUUAACAAUUUCAUAAAUAAUGGAAAGUUUGACAC